AGGUCGUGAGCAGAGAGUUCAGACCACAGUACUGCAGUACUGCUGCUUUACGGCCACCUUAAAUCGACGGAUUUACUUCCGAACAAACAUGCUUAAACAAGACUCGGAGGCUGCGAACUCGUGCAUAUCUACAGAUAGGACGGGGCAGUAGGGUAGCAAAUCCAUCGAAUGUAGAAUGCUUUAUUUCCAGAUAAACAUGCAUGGGAUUGGGCUUGCACGCCAUUUCAGUAAAAUUUGUAUUUAAACUACAUAAGAAAGCCGGCUUCAGACCGGCGUUAGAUAUAUAUUAUCAAUUGCGCUGAUUUAAGUAUAUAUAUAUAUAUAUGUGUGUGUGUGUGUGUAAAACUGCACAGCUUGCAAACUCCCUGUUAUAUGUCUAUUUAUAAACAAACCAACUGAUCGGGAAUCGAAAUCCCUCGGAACACUUAUGAUUGAGCGUCGCGCUUCCCGGACAUGCAGUUGAACCACUGCGCACAAACGCCGGAAGUUCCUUGAUAGGACUGGAGGUUAACGAACUUUCGCACCGGAAGUCGCGAGAGAUAGACACAUUCUCUCCCCUCAUCUAUUUCCGGAAGCCGGUAUCCCGAAAAGAUGAAGCUCUUAACGCAUAAUAUGCUCACUUCGCACGUGCGGGGUGUUCGCCCCGGCGGGGGUUUCCCCCUUCGUAUUGAGGCCACGGAGGUGAAGGUGAACAACUUGGAUUUCAACCAGGAGUUCAUUGCACGGAUGGUUCCCAAAGUGGAGUGGGGGGCCUUGGUGGAGGCAGCUGAGAGUCUGGGUCACCGGUCUGACCUGCCAUCUGAGCCCAUUCCUGACUAUGAGAAGAAUGAGGAUUUUCUUCGGAAAGUACAUCAUGUGCUGAUGGAGGUGGAAGUGAUAGAAGGCAUGCUGAAAUGUCCAGACACCGGCCGGGAGUUCCCCAUCACUAAAGGCAUACCCAACAUGUUGCUGAGCGAAGAGGAGACCUGAAGGAGAUCAUUCUUUCAAAGGAAGUCCGGGGGUGGGGGGGUGGGUGGCACAGGGCCUUUUCUUGAGUAGAAUUUAAUCUCUUAUUUUUCUGUUUGGAAGGGAAACUUUUGUGGUUUCUGGGCAGGAAGAGAAGUUUAGCUGUUUCAUUUUGUUUGUAAAUAAAUGUUCAAUCUCUUAAGAA
Messenger RNA from Heteronotia binoei (common prickly gecko), 1150 nucleotides. It is a transcript of the gene TRMT112, whose product is annotated as tRNA methyltransferase activator subunit 11-2. The transcript is spliced from 4 exons. NCBI's taxonomy places the organism in Eukaryota, Metazoa, Chordata, Lepidosauria, Squamata, Gekkonidae. The coding region runs from base 592 to 969 and encodes 125 amino acids. The record is from RefSeq and is a predicted model, not a curated record. Gene Ontology annotation, biological process: rRNA (guanine-N7)-methylation; tRNA methylation; peptidyl-glutamine methylation. Gene Ontology annotation, molecular function: protein heterodimerization activity.